Messenger RNA from Rotaria sordida, 396 nucleotides. NCBI's taxonomy places the organism in Eukaryota, Metazoa, Rotifera, Eurotatoria, Philodinida, Philodinidae. The record is from the annotation of a GenBank genome assembly.
AUGUCAAAAUCUACAACACUAACACUUAAUGUUUUGAAAGAAAAUUUUAUUAUUUGUCGUCUUCCAUCUUCAUCAUCAGUGCCAUCAUGGGCAUUCAAUGGUCCAUUUUGUUCAAUAACAAAAACAAAUGAUGAGCUAUCAAUAAUUACAAUUGAUAAUGAUCAAUUACCAAAAGAUAUUCAAUGUGAACGAAAUUGGAAAUGUUUCAAAUUUCUAGGUCCAUUUUCAUUUGAUAUGACAGGUGUCUUAACAUCGAUACUUAAUCCAUUAGCUAAAGCAGAUAUUGGUAUAUUAGCAAUAUCAACAUUUGAUACAGAUUAUGUCAUGGUUAAAGAUAAACAUUUAGAUAUGGCUAUUGAUGUAUUAAAACAAAAUGGACAUAAAGUUAAUAUGUAA